Molecule: messenger RNA, 2829 nt
Organism: Aspergillus heteromorphus CBS 117.55
Lineage: Eukaryota; Fungi; Ascomycota; Eurotiomycetes; Eurotiales; Aspergillaceae
Product: MFS general substrate transporter
Exons: 7
Coding region: 280-2829 (849 amino acids)
Biological process (GO): transmembrane transport
Molecular function (GO): transmembrane transporter activity
Source: RefSeq, a predicted model, not a curated record
GUACCUUUGAAAGCUGUCAGUCUAGGUUUUUGGUGACACCCCCUCUCCCUGCACUCGCCUUGGGUGGAUGGAUUGCCUCGCAUGCUCUCUACUGCUUACUUCGGCAUAUUGGUUUCGCGGAUGAUGAAGUCCCUGUGCGGCAGGAACUUAGAUCCAGCCUCUUCUUUUGCGCGUGUUGUUUCGUGGGACUCUACCGUGUGAAGGGGCUCUGGCUGGGCGCCAGUGCACGCACGCACCCCUUUCCUCCCGAUCGGCAGGGACGGGGUUCUUGCUUCGAUCAUGAGCGAUGCAAGGGGUCCUGUCAUAGGUGUCUCGAUCGCCUUCUUUGUCGUGGCAAGUAUUUGUGUCAUCCUCCGCUUUUACACCCGGAUUGCCAUAGUCAAAAAUGUCCACCAACAUGACUACUGGUGCCUGCUGGCCUGGAUGGUCGACUUUGGCUUCACCUUCUCGCUCCUUUAUGCAGCAAGUAAUGGCCUGGGUCUUCCUUCUGCAAGUAUAGACCCGGAGUGUCGGGAUCGGAUCAACCCAGCCAUGAUGACAGUCAAGACUUCAUUCCUUGUCUUCUACUUGAGCUUCGCCAAAGGCCAUCCAACGUUCCGACUGGCCAUCUACGCUACCCUUUUCGUGGUGAAUGUGGCCGGCCUGGUUUUGACUUUCCUCAAUGUGUUCCAGUGCAGUCCAGUCGCAGCUGCAUUUACGUCUUCAUUGCGCUCAACAGCAAAAUGUCUGAAUGUCAUCUCGCUGGCCUUGACCAGUGCGCCGGUGAACAUCCUCACAGGCCUCGCGAUUCUGUUUCUGCCGAUUCCCAUGUUGACCAAUAUGAAUCUGCCUCGGAGUCAGAAGGUUAUUGUCACUGGGCUGUUUGGUUGCGGAAUCUUUGUAACCAUCAUCGAUGUCAUUCGGAUCAUCUACAUCCAGCGCGCCGUGACAGAUAGCGAGGAGUCAUCAUUGACGCAAGGACAGACUGAUGGCACGACGUUAGUUGAGAUUUCAGCACCCGCUGCCUUGUCGAUGAUGUGGUCUGUCGCGGAGGUCAAUAUGGCUGUUAUCUGCACCUGCAUUCCGCUUCUGAAACCACUUGUUGUUCGGGUUGUCCCAGCCAUCAUUGGCGUCACUCAUAAGAAACAUGGGAGUACGAAGAAUAGCCUACAGUUUCCUGCGGCACUCUAUCCAUCUUUGCCCUCGCCCAAUGCUGUAUUUUUCUCUAACAGACAGAUCACUCGUUCAGCAUCCAGUAGCAGUGGAACAUUUGCCCACAAGAGGAAUACGCGCGACAGUGAUGCAAGACUAGCAACACAGCGGGGAUAUCAAGGAUCAACAGACAUGCUCGAACAUGCAUAUCCGUUGGAAUCCCGCCUAGAUGCCCAGUCAACUGGCGCCCUCCCCAUGGAAUUCUCUCCCACAAAUCAGAACUAUGGCUUUGUCGACUUUGUCGACUUUGUGCAGAUGAACAAACCAAAGAGCAUGCUAAAGCUGACCAACAAAGAAUCACUAGCCCCUCUCGCGAUCGUUGCAAUCAUCUUUUUCGUCUGGGGGUUCUCAUACGGCCUUCUCGGGACCUUAGGAAUUCGCCUCCAGGACAUCCUGGGUCUAAACUCCUGGCAAUUCCUGGGCAAUCACAGUGCAUAUUUCAGCGGAUACCUGCUUAGCCCAUUAUUGAUUGGCCGCUGGACGCUCAAGAAAUGGGGCUUCAAGGGCACAUUCAUCACAGGGCUGUGCCUAUACGCCUGCGGAACAUUGAUAUUUUGGCCCUCUGCCGUCUUGCUCUCAUACCCUGCUUUCGUCGUCUCCAACCUCGUCAUUGGCAUAGGCCUCGGGGUGUUAGAAACAGCCUCCGACUCGUUCAUCGCUCUCUGCGGACCACCUGAAUACGCUGAAAUCCGCUUGAACUUCGUGCAGGGCAUUCAGGCCACGGCGUCCGUCGUCUCGCCUCUUCUGGCCCAGAAGGUGCUAUUCAGGAGUGUCACCCGGGACACGGCCCUUGUUGACCCUCAGUGGACGUAUCUGAGCAUCGCAUUCUUUGUCCUCAUCCUCGCCGUGGUGCUGUAUUACGUGCCUCUCCCAGAAGCACCCGACGAAGACCUGGAGGAACUAGCGACGCACAAUGAAGAAACCCAUCCGACGAAAAUCAUGGGCGUCCCUGUGAUCUGGAUCACCCUGGUGUUAGGUGCCACCUCACUCUAUUUCUACACAGCCGGACAAGAGAUCCUAUCCACCAGCUUCGAGACUUUAGUCUCCACCUCGAUCCCAAACUCCCGUCUCUCCCCCUUCGACUACCUCACAAUAGGCCACGCCAUCUUCGCCGCCGGCCGCUUCAUAACCGCAUUUGUACUAUAUCUCCUCAAACCCCGCUGGGUCCUCUCGAUCGCAUACACCUGCACAAUCAUCUUCUCAAUCCUCUGCAUGAGCACCAGCGGCACCACAGCUGUGAUCAUGGGCCUGCUGGUCUAUCUCUUCGAAAGCGGCAUCUUCAGCACCGUCUUCACCAUCUCCCUGCGCAGAAUGGGCCGGCAUACCAAGACCGCUGCGCCGAUUCUAGCUACUGCUGUUAGCGGUGGCGCGUUCCUCCCCUUCGCUCAGUACGGAGUGUCGGAAUCACAUGGGGUGACUUACUCUUAUUGUGUUCUGGUGGCGGUGUUCUGUGCUGGGGCUGUGUUCCCGUUGUAUCUGACUUUUGUGCCGAAGGCGAAGAGGCAGAUUGAUCCUCGGGAUGUGUCGAUGGGUUCUGCUCGGAGGGGGCAGUCUGGAGACUUUCAUGGCACUUCCACUCCCGCUGAGGGUCAAAAGGAUCACUUGGAAAUGGAUUCGCAGAGAGGCUCUGGAUCUUGA